AUGCAUGAGUUCUCCUUGCUAUCUCGCUUGAGAAGAGUGGUUGCAUACUCGGACCUUCGAAAUCUCCUCGGGGAUUUGACAAGGCGAUGCACCCUCGGGAUAUUGUUCGUGGCUCCUUCACGAUGUGCGCGGCCAGAACCAGCUGCUCCAUGUGUGUUGGUGAUUAUGGUUGCGCUGACAGCGUCCGUCCGCAUGAAGCGAGAGGACCGACGAGAAAACGACAGUCGGUUACGUAUCUUGCUCGCAAAAACAAGAUUCCCCCACGCAACCAGUCAACUCAACGUUCACCACUGGCGUGCGAUGCUCCACCACCAUGACAUUCGAAGCAUGGGAGACCGCCUAUCGACGGCACGGGACUUGUGCAUCGCGUCGAACUACGACAAGGGCAUUGGCUUGUACCAGGACGUUCUAACCCAACUCAAGCCAGCGAUUAAAAGGGUGUCGCAGGCCAGAGAACGCCAAGAUUGGUUGCAGGUGCAGAGUGACUUGGAAAGCGAGCUGGGAGCCAUGAUGGACUACGCCGAAGCCUUGCACAGCCUCAAACUCAACGCGCCAGGGCAAAACGGUCGCAGGCCACGGUCGAGCACGCCAUCGGAUCGUCCCAAGUCUGGCGAUCGAUGGCAAAUUGUCGACGGCAAGCGCGAACAUGACCAGCCCGAUCGCGAAGUGUGGGCGCCACCUUCACCUGACUCUGGGCGAGGUGGCCGACGAGGUGUCGCGCCAAAUUGGGCCGACAAGCAAAAGAACAACAACAACGGCCGCGUGAAAGCGACGCCGCCUGCUCGUCUGGCAAACCGCGCGGAGAAAGGUAACUACGUGGACAACCGCAAGCAACCGGCGGCAGUGAAUGGCCGCGGUGGCCCCACGCCGCGAAAAGCCCCCACUGGGCAGCAAGUGACUCCCUCCAAAGACAAAGUCAAGAAAACACCGGACGGCGAAAAGCCCAAGUACUCGGAGCUUGCCCGCGAGAACGGGUGGUGCGACGUCGAACUCAUCGAAGGCAUCGAGCGAGAUAUCGUCGACACGGGGCCCAAGAUCACGUUCGACGACAUCGCGGGGCUCGAACACACGAAGGAGCUUCUUCAAGAAGCCGUCAUGUUGCCUCAAAUCGCGCCGCACCUCUUCAAAGACGGCCGCCUCAAACCAUGCAACGGCGUUCUGAUGUUUGGUCCCCCCGGCACGGGCAAGACGCUGCUGGCGAAAGCAGUGGCGAACGUGUGCAACUCGACCUUCUUCAACGUGUCGGCGUCGACGCUCGCGUCCAAGUACCGUGGCGAGUCCGAGAAGAUGGUUCGCAUCUUGUUUGAAAUGGCGCGGUACUACUCGCCGGCAAUCAUCUUCAUGGACGAAAUCGACGCGAUUGCGGGCGCCCGCGGCGGCGCCGAAGAGCACGAGUCGUCCCGACGGGUCAAGACAGAGUUACUUGUGCAGAUCAACGGCGUCGGGUCGGGUGAAAAGUCCGACGUUGAAAACAACCGCGUGAUGGUGCUGGCUGCGACCAAUUUGCCGUGGCAGAUCGACGAAGCGAUGCGGCGCCGCCUCACAAAGCGAGUGUACAUUCCACUGCCAGACAUCCAUGGUCGUCGUGCGCUGUUCAACUUGAAUCUCAAACGAGUGGAUGUGGCGCCUGACGUCGACUACGACCGCCUUGCGACGCAAACCGAGGGCUACAGUGGCGACGACAUUUGUGGUGUCUGCGAGACAGCCAAGAUGUUUCCAGUCAAGAGGUUGUACACGCCCGAGUUUAUGAAAGAGCUGGCGCUGAAGAAGACGCAAGGGUUUGGCGAAGAUGAGAUCAAAGCCAUGGAGAAGAAUGGGCUCGUGGUCACGAUGAACGAUAUUGUCAUGGCCCUCGAGAACGUGUCCAAGUCGGUGGGUCAAGACCAGCUCGUGCGGUUCCAGAAGUGGGAGGAAGAGUUUGGAUCCAGGUAG
Molecule: messenger RNA, 1932 nt
Organism: Aphanomyces invadans
Lineage: Eukaryota; Oomycota; Saprolegniomycetes; Saprolegniales; Verrucalvaceae
Exons: 14
Coding region: 1-1932 (643 amino acids)
Biological process (GO): microtubule severing
Cellular component (GO): microtubule cytoskeleton
Molecular function (GO): ATP binding; microtubule severing ATPase activity; microtubule binding
Source: RefSeq, a predicted model, not a curated record